This is a messenger RNA of Cebus imitator (Panamanian white-faced capuchin), 282 nucleotides long. RefSeq names its product keratin-associated protein 20-3. The transcript has 2 exons. Bases 1 to 177 code for a protein of 58 amino acids. The record is from RefSeq and is a predicted model, not a curated record. NCBI's taxonomy places the organism in Eukaryota, Metazoa, Chordata, Mammalia, Primates, Cebidae.
AUGACGUACCGAGAAGCUAGAGACUUAAAUACUGACCCAAUAAGCUACUAUGGCAACUACUGUGGAGCCUUGGGCUAUGGCUGUGCCUGCAAAUAUAGUUAUACCUCUGGCUUUGGUGCCUUUAGAAUCCGGGACUGUGGCUGCAGAUGUAGCUGCUGUGGUAGGGUACAGAUUUGACUGUUGCCACCAAUAUGAUAAUAGUACAUGCUUAUUCUCUGGCAUUGACUGAAUAUCUACAAUUGGGUCCAUUUUCUUAUGAGAUAGGGGUUCUGUUCUAGUACA